UGACAUUCUUGAACGGAGCCGAGGCGCCAUCACAGGGCGUUGGAUGUAAAAACACAGACCAGGAGGAUGGAACUGUAAAACCAAAGACACAGAGGUUUGGUGAGUCUGUGUGUUAAAGGAUAAUUCACAUAUCAGAGAAAAUGGCUGAGAAGAAGAUUGAACUAUUUGAAAGUUUCCUGAGUUGUCAUGUGUGUUCAGAGACGUUCAAAGACCCUGUGUCUCUGAGCUGUAACCACAGCUUCUGUUCAAACUGCCUGAGGGAAUUCUGGGACAAAACUGAGAACAGAAACUGUCCCAUUUGUAAAAGAAAAUCUUCGAAAGAUCAUCGACUUGUGAACUUCAGUCUGAAAGAACUGGCUGAUUCAUUUGCUGGGAGACUGAACGUUGGAUCAUCUGAGACAGAAAAAGGAGAAAAGAAGGUGGAGGUGGUCUGCAGCAAACAUCAAGAAGAACCUAAACUGUUCUGUAAAGAUGAAAACAGAGCUGUGUGUUCUAUCUGUGAUUUUCCUCAUCAUCGUAAACACACUGUGGUUCCUGUAGAAGAAGCAGUUACUGAAAUGAAGGAUGAGCUGAAAUCUGACUUAAAGUCUCUAAAGAACAAGAAGAAGAAAUACAAGCAAACACAGAAAACAUACGAUGCAAUAAUCCAACACUUAAAGAAACAGGUUUUGUUCACAGAGAAUCAGAUCACAGCAGAGUUCAACAAACUCCAGCAGUUCCUGAAAGAGGAAGAGGAGUCCAGACUGGCAGCUCUGAGGGAGGAAGAGGAGCAGAAGAGGAGGAGUGUGAUCAGAGAGAUGAAGAGGAUUGAGGAGCAGAUGUCCUCUGUGUCAGACAGUAUCUGUGCUGUUGAAGAAGAGCUGCAGAAAGCCAGCGCUCCAUUCCUCAUCAGUUGUAAAGACACUCAGAGCAGAGCCAGAGCCCAGUGCUCAGUGUCAGAGCCACAGCUGAUCUCAGGAGCACUGAUCCAUGUGGACAAACACCUGGGCAACCUGUCCUUCAGAGUCUGGGACAAGAUGAGGGACAAGGUCCACUUCAGCCCCGUCAUCCUGGACCCAAACACUGCAGAGGGAUGGCUUCAUCUGUCUGAUGAUCUGACCAGUGUGAGAAAUGGAGACACUUAUCAGCAUCUUCCUGAUAAUCCAGAAAGAAACACUGAAUAUACCAAUGUUCAUGGAUCUGAGGGCUUCAACUCAGGGAAACACAGCUGGGACGUGGAGGUGGGAGACCAUCCUGCAUGGAACAUUGGUUUGGCUAAAGAGUCAGCUGACAGAAAGGGAGAGACAAGUGCUUCACCAGAAAAUGGAUUCUGGUGUUUAAAGCAUGGCAGUGGAAAAUACACUAAUGGUGUUGGUCGGACUGUGACAGUGCAGACGAGUCCACAGAGGAUCAGAGUUGAACUGGACUAUGACAGGGGGGAGGUGUCCUUCUACAACGCUGAAGACAAGACUCACAUCUACACCUACACACACACUUUCACUGAGAAACUCUACCCUUUCUUUGGUAUUGGAAAGGCUGGUGAUGCUAAAACCACUAAUAUUAAAAUGUGUCAGAGGAAGAUUUCUCUGUUGUUUACGUAGAAAUGAAAAUGUGAACGAUAGAUUGUGAACAAACAGUGAACACUGAGGUGAUUUAUAAUAUGUUAAUUAUAUGAAAAAUAUUAUGUUUUUAUUGAUCAGAUGAAAUGAAAGUCACUUUGUCUUAUUACCUCCUGUUUGUUUUCAUCAGGGUUUGUUUGUCUGUUAACAAGAUAAGUCAAAGUUAUGGAAGGAUUUUGAUGAAAUUUUUAGGAAAUGUUGAUACUGGCACAAGGAACAAAUGAUAACAUUUUGGUGGUGAAUGGGGUGAAAUGAUCUGCCUUGUUGGAAGUCUGCGCUCUUCGAGUGCUUUUCUAGUUUUAUUCAUGUUAUUCAUAUUUUAACCUGCAGGUUUUUUCAGUCAGAUUCAACUAUAGAAUAAUUAUUAAUGUGAAACUGAUGGUUUAGUUUGAAUCAAUAUUAAAUAAUUGAACCUCCAUAUUGUCCUGAUUCUUAACCCACUGACUAGAACACAUAUCCUGGGACAGAUAUUUUCCUUUUGUUCAUAUGUGAGUGUUUUCAUCUACAGCCGUUUGUUUCUGUCGCCACGUUUUUCUCAUAAAAUGAUGUGAUGAUGUGAACAGACGUUAAAGGACAGGUGUAUUGAAGUAAAUGUAGGUGAAUUCAUGGUUCUGGUUGUAAUAUGGGUUCAGAUACUGAUUCUUCUGCUCUUUGGACCAGACUUAUCACUCUGUUCUUCUUCCUUUAAUAGAAAUAAUGUUCUGCUGGAUUUAUCUGCACUAAUCUAAAACAAACAAACAAACAAUAUACCCGUUAUUUGUAUACAUUAAACUAUUUUGAGAAUUUGAUAAGUCUGAGAAGUUAAAAGAAAAAAACAAAAACAGCAGUUAUUUUAGUUGAGAAGAUGUAAAAUAUAAAAUUAUUUGUGCUAUUUACAUUCUUUUUUGUAUCUUUAGGGUUUUUAGUCCCAUGUGCACAUUUUGCUGUGUUUGAAUGUUUGUUUGUUUUUUUUUGUUUUUUUUUUGUCUUUUUUAAAUUGAAACUAAAAUAACUCAGUAUCUUCCUGUUUCCUUCCAAUUCUAUGACAGUAAAAUAAAUUCUCUUGCUUCAUGAAUGAAACCAUACAUUUGAUUCCAGCAUUUUAAGCUUUGGAAAGUAUUUUUCCGAAGAUUGACAGACCAAAAAAUAAAUAAAUACAAUAAUAAUAAUAAUAAUAAUAGUAAUUAAUGUAUGUAUACAAGUACAAAACAGUUUGAUUAUGCAACAGUGUCUUACUAAAAGAUGCAUAAUCAAUCAAUCAAUCAAUCAAUCAAUAGAACAUAUUUGAAACUCUUAUGAAUUUAAAGGAGUUAAAUAUGAAAGUGAAUGUAUCUUACCAGAUUCUGUUAUUUGCAGCUCUUAAUUUUUGUGCACUAAAAUUAUGCAUCUGGAUUUUUUUCUGUCCAUCUUUAAUUCAGCUCCUUAAUCUAAAAAACAAACAAAUAAACAAUACAUCAGCUACUUGUAUGCAUUAAACUAUUUUGAUAAUUCGAUAAGUUUGAGAAGUUUAAAAAAACUGAAAAACAGCAGUUAUUUUAGUUGAAAAAAUGUAAAAUUAUUUAUACUAUUUACAUUCUUUUUUAUAUCUUUUAGGGUUUUAAGUCCCAUGUGCACAUUUUACUGUGUUUGAAUCUAUUUAUUUGUUUAUUUAUUGUCUUUUUUCUUUCUUUUUUUAAAAAUUGAAACAAAAAUAACUCACUAUCUUCUUGUUUCUUUCCACUUGUAUGACAGUAAAAUAAAUGUAUUUGGUUCAUGAAUGAAACAAUACAUUUGAUUCCAGCAUUUUAAGCUUUGGAAAGCAAUUUUCCAGAGACUGAUAGACCAAAAAAAUUAAUUAAAUAAAUAAAUAAAACAUAAUAAUAAUAAUAAUAAUAAUAAUAAUAAUAAUAAUUAUUAUUAUUAUUAUUAUUAUUAUUAUUAUUAUUAUUAUUAUUAUUAUUAUUAUUAAUGUAUGUAUACAAGUGCAAAACAGCUUGAUUAUGCAACUGUGUCUUACUAAAAGAUACAUAAUAAAUAAAUAAAUAGAACAUACUAGAAACUCUUCUGUAUUUAAAAGAAUUAAACAUGAAAGUGAAUGUAUCUUACCAGAUUUUGAUAUUUGCAGCUCUCAGUUUUUGUGCAGUAAAAUUAUGCAUCUGGAUUUUUUUCUGUCCGUCUCUAAUUCAGCUCCUUAAUCUAAAAAAACAAACAAACAGUACAUCAGCUACUUGUAUGCAUGAAAAAUUUUGAUCAUUCGAUAAGUUUGAGAAUUUUUAGUUUUAAAAAGCAGCUCUUAUUUUAGUGGAUAAAUUGUAAAAUGUAA
Messenger RNA from Sphaeramia orbicularis (orbiculate cardinalfish), 3879 nucleotides. Its product is annotated as nuclear factor 7, brain-like. The record is from RefSeq and is a predicted model, not a curated record. Gene Ontology annotation, molecular function: zinc ion binding; protein binding. Lineage: Eukaryota; Metazoa; Chordata; Actinopteri; Kurtiformes; Apogonidae.